Molecule: messenger RNA, 14225 nt
Organism: Anopheles stephensi (Asian malaria mosquito)
Lineage: Eukaryota; Metazoa; Arthropoda; Insecta; Diptera; Culicidae
Product: serine-rich adhesin for platelets
Exons: 5
Coding region: 1086-9428 (2780 amino acids)
Source: RefSeq, a predicted model, not a curated record
CACAAACAUUUGAAACUUGAAAUCCCGCGUGGUCGCAUCGCAGCAACCUCCGGACGGAAGUACCGUGUGUACGCACCACACACAUAGCAAGCAGGUGCGCGUGUGUGCGUUUUCGAAAUUGCGUAGAGCAAAACAACAAAUACACGGCGGGUGCGAUAGAGUGGUGAUACAGUGGAAAAGGCUUUAAAGAAAAACACACACACACAAGAUACAUCCAAGAAAAUCUGACAAAACAGUGUCACGUAAGGUGAAAACGCGCUGCGUCCAGUGGAAGCAGCAGCAGCAACAGCAGUAAGCGACUUGCGACAAGAAAUCAGUGUUGUUGUUGGGGGGGUGAGCAGCGAAAAAGCAGCAGUGUGUAUCCCCAAAUUUCCUCAAAAAAAAGGUGGAAUUCCAGUAUCCUGGAAAAAAUAGUGUUGUGGAAAUUAGGAAAAAAGGUGGAAAAGAAGCAAAAAAAAAAACGAAACACACAAUGAGUUGUGCAAGUGAGAGGCGUGCGUGAGCGGAAUUGUUUGCUGUGGCGGUACACAGGUGCCCCAAGAAAUGCCUAGAAUUGUCGAGAAUAGUAUGUCACGGUCGGAAAAUUCGUGCCAUUCGUGUUGAGGGGUGUGUGGUAAAAGUGUGAAACCUGUGUUUUUUUUUUCUGUCGUCGUUCAAAUCCAAGCGGUAUUUCGAAGCCAAAUGCAUUUGAGUGCGGUGCGGUGCCAGUGAAGUGUGAAUGAUGGUAAAAUUAAGCGUGAAAAUUGAAUUGCGAUGCUCUCGCUGAUUCUGCAAACAAGCAUUACGGUCCGUGUGUGCGUGCGCUUCGUCGUGUGGCGGCAAGCCUGUGGUGGUGUGUGUGAGCAACGGCUAGAUCCGCAUCGCAGUGUGUGUAGGCGCGCCAAAGUGUGUCCCAUAUCGGUGCGCUCGUAGUGUGGGAGAAAACAGUGCGCUCGCUGUGUUUGCGUGUGUGAGUGUGUGUGAGUGUACGUCGUGUUUUGGUCUCGUCUUCUAUUGGUUUUGGGUUCGGUUUAUUUUGAAUUCCCUAUGCGGAAGGUGUAUUGUUGGUUCGAGGGAAACACGGGAAAUGGUCACCGGUCGCGGAUAUGAGUGCCGAGGUUAGUGCACCCCAAUGGCGAUCGCUCGGAUUCAACGGUUCAACAUCCGACGGUUGCGGACCGCCACCCCAAUCACAUGCUGCGGCCGCCGUAUCGACAUCGGCUGCCCUGAGCAAUGGCGGUGGUACGGUUACCGCUACGGUGGCAGCGACAACGCUUCUUCCUGAUCUCAUACCGAUUGGUGGAUCCCCUCCAGCUGCCGCCAAGCCCGAACCCACGAACGGGUCGCCCGGCGAGAAACACAUCAAUCACAACAACAACAUAAUCAACGUGGCCAGCAGUGGCCCACUGGUGCCGGUGGGCCCACCCGAAAAGGAUGACGGAUGUGCGGACGAGUUCGGGUGCGAUCUAGCGCUGGGCACACCGCUGGAUGGUAUCGCACAGGAUGAGCGGGGUGACGGGGAGAUGGGUGAGUCGGGUGGGGGAGGAGGUGCGGAGAUCGAAAUUGGGACGGUUACCGAAUCGAACACGGAUCGUGAUUCCGGAUUUGAAACGCCAUCGCUAGACACGACCACGAUUGGUUGGGAGAAACCGGAAGUGGAUGGUUGCGUGACAUCCGAGAAACAUCGCACCGAAGCCGAACGCGACCGACAGGGACAGCACUAUGUUGCACACGUUGUUGCAGGGGAGUGCAGUGAAUCGAAGGACACGAAGCUGAUACUGAGACGACGGAACGUCACGUCGACGUCACCCGGUGGUGGUGGUGGUGGCAGCAGCAGCAGCGGAAGUGAGCAGCCACCAAAAGCAACGGAGGCGACAAGUUCCGGCGAAACGAUGACGUCAAACCACCCGGCAUCCAUCGUUAAGAAGGAGGCCAGUGAGCAGCAGUCAACGGAACCGGUGGCCAAACCCUCGACAAUGGUCAUGGUGAAGCAGGAGUUGAUGGAACCGGGAGCAGUUCCACCACCACGUCCCGUCGGUCAUCCGCCGAAACGAUCGGGAUACAAGGAUGAUCCGCUUCCCCUGCCGCUGGAACCGAAAGAGCACCGAAAGUCGAACCGGCGGAGACAGUUUACCGAUCGGAUCAUUGACACGCUCUGCCUGCCGGAAAUCUUCUUCAACGCACGUGUACGUCCGAAGCCCAAGCCGAAGCUGUCGGGUAAAGCGAGUAAGAUGCCGGGCACGACGAGUGGUGCCGGCGCUGGAGUGAAGAAACGUGCCAUCCCUGCCCUAACGGUUAAACGACCACCAAAGUCAUCAUCGCAGCAGCUAGCAGCGGAAGGCCAGCUGCGGUCCUCGUCCGCCAUGUUAAACGGAGGGCUGGAGAUGUGCUCCUCGGGCAGGUCCUCAUCGGCGGCAUCACAGAGCGGGGGCGGUGGUAUUACGCUGGAACGAUCACCGAGCGUUCCUUGCACGACCUCCAACUCCAACACCACCUCCACGUCCACCACAGUUCCUAGGGUAAAUCCUAUCUUUCUGUUCGUGAAGCAGGAAGAUACACGCAUCGUGGAGGUCAGGUGCGAAGACUACGAUAAGCGCAACCGUAUACGAUUGACCCGUACCGGGCCGGGUAGCUGGCGGGCGAUACCACGCACCGAUACCAGCUCCUCCGUAAUGUUUUCCCUGCUGCCGCCCCGGUCCGAGAGUGGCUGCGAGGAGGAAACGGCCAGCGAUAGUUGCUGCGGUGGGCGUACGUCCGCCGUAUCGGCGGCAUCGGCACCCCUGUCACCAAAGUACAAACUUUCCACGAAAUCCACAGCGCACAGACAGCACCAUCAUAAGCAUAAAAAGAGCAAGAAGAAAAAGAAGCGCCACGCCUCGGAAGGAACUUCCGAGGGGGUAAGGGAAGAGGAGACGGAGGAGGAAAUGGGUGGGGGCAGUCGGAGCAGUACUAGUUGCAGCACCAUCAGCAGGCUGGUGGCGACCGGACAGCGGAAGGUUACGUUUAGCGUUGGAGUUAAGCAGGAGAAGAGCGAAACGGCGGCCGCCGCCGCCACAGGGGCCACCGAUGAUGGAACGCCGGAGGUGUACCAUGACCACGAAAGGAUACGGGCGGCAGAGCAGGAGGCAGCAGCGGCAGCGGCAGCGGAGGAACGCGAACGCGAAGAAACGAUAGCGGAACUGAUCCGGAACUAUCACGAGCAGCAGCGAAGACAGCUGCAGGAGCUGCAGGAGAAGCUGCAGGCUAGCAGGAGAAGUGAGCUGGCAGGAGCAGGUGGUGGUGGUGGUGGUGGCAGUGCAAGCGGCGGACACCAUAAUAUCAAUAGUUUUAGCGAAACCAGUUCGUCGAACAACAUCAACAACAUUAUUAGCAACGGUAAUCAUUCUAGCGUUAAUGGCAGCUCCAGCGGUGGAGAGUUGGAGGUGAAGGCGGAAGAGGACGGUGGAACCGGCUUCUACCCGAGGCUGUUGCUGGGGAGCAAUAGUAGCAAUAAUACUAAUAGCACUAGCAGUAACAACAAUAGCGGUAAUGGUAGUGGUAAUAUCAACAACACUAUUCGUAGUGGUAGUAGUAACAGCAAUGGCGGAGAAGGACGAACGCUCGAGAACACAAGCAAUAGCCAUAAACGGCAGCCCGAGUUAUCCCACAAGUUGGAGCUACUGGAGCUGGACGACGAUGAUGAGGGUGAUGAUGGCGCUGGCGGAGGAGUUGGGGACGGCAAGGUAACCAUGCUCGAUGACUACGAAGUGCACGACGAUGAUGUGCAUGGUUCCACGCUGGCAGCACUAGCACGGACAGCCGAUCGGGAGUGGCCGAUUGCGCUGGCGAAGAAAUCGUCGGAGAUGAAAGCUCGCCGAGCGAGCCUCGAGUCACAGAUACCAACAAACGUCAUCCCGGUGCAACAGCAGCAUCGGUGCAGCGAGAUUGGAGCGCAUGCGUCACACGGAGGUCCGCUCGGCAGUUUGGUCCUGAGCGUGGACGAUGAGGAUGAGGACGACGAUGGGACCGCGGCCAGAGGGCUGCUUGCACUGGAUGAACUUGGGCUUAAUCAUCAUCAUCAUCAGCAGCAGCAGCAGCACCAACACCACAACAUUGUAGACGACGGAGCCGACGACGACGACGACGACGACGACGAUGUGCAACUGCUCGGCGUGGAAGGUGGUCGGUCGGACUUCGGCGUAGACCAACAUCACCACCACCACGGUAUGCACCUGCACCAUGCACUACAACACUUCGACUCGGCAGUAAGACCUUCGCAGGGAGACGAGAUCGAGCUGGUGGCUGCCGACAGUCACGCUGGUAGUAUUAGUGCCGGAAAGGAAGCUGGGGAACGACGACGACGACGACCGCACGAGCACGACGACGAUGGCACCAGUAGUAGCAUCAACAACAACAACCACCACCACCACCACCACCAACACCACCAUCCGGACGAUGCCGAUGGUGGUAGUGCACUGGCGGCGGCGAUAGCGGCAGCGGUGGCGGCAGCAGCAGCCGCUGCAGCUGCAGCCGAUGCACCACUAGCAGCGACGAGCACUGGCAGCUCCACCACCACCGUCGUGGAGAUAGACGACGACGAAGUGUGCGUUCUCGAGCAGGAGAAACGGCCAACACCAACACCAGCAGCGCAAGGACCGCUCGAGCAGCAUCAGGACCGUGCGAAAAGAGCACGACUGACUAACGACGAUGGUACCACGACUUCCACGGCUGCGACGACGACGACGACGACGACGACGAUGAACGCCAUCAUCGGCCCGGAUUGUGUAGGGACGGCGUUCGCAAGAACAACCACUACGACGACAUCCGCGUCGUCGUCCUGCACCACCGCCUCCUCCACCUCUGGCGCGAUGGCGGCGGGGGCGGGAUGUGACGCGGGCAAGACGAAAUCGACUUGCAUCGAGAACAACGCGGAAGUGCAUCAUCCACCGCACAUCACCAUCAGUAGUGAUAGUGAGCUCGACGAUGACGAUCCGAAGCACGCGCUGCGACAGCAGAACUCGGAUCUUCAGGAGCAACAGCAGCAGCAGCAGCAGCAGCACCAACAAGAACACCACCAUUUGCACCAUCAUCAUCAUCACCUGCAUCAUCACCAUCAUCAUCUGAGCGCGGAGUUUGGUGAACUGAUCGAAGGCAUCGGCGAGCUGCAGGCGGCAGGCGGGGCAGGUAGCGGUGGUGGAGCAGGAGUGGCAGCAGCGGGAGGCACGGCACCCACCGGGUCAGAGGCGGACGACCUGCUGAAUGCGGCUGCAGCAGCGGCGGCAGCAAGCUGCGGCGACACCACGAUGACCGGGGCCGCCGAACUGCUCGACUCGCUGGUGGAGCAACAGCGCCGCGCCGACAGCGGCGGCAUGGGAGUAACGACCACCGCCGCCCUAUCCGUGGGCAAAAACUCCAACCCGAUCUACACGAUCGCGGACGAUUACAACGACGACGAUGAUGAUGAUGUGCUGCUGGAGCCGGAACCGGUCGCGGAUAUCAUCUCCCGGUUAGGUGAAUCGCUCAGCACCUCGCCCAAGUGUUUGUCGUUUAAUGAGGCCGGUGAAAUCGAAGGCCUUACGGGCGAUCUGUUCGGAAGUGGGGGCGGUAGUGGGGGUGGCAGUGGCGGUGGAAUCGAUGGUGGUGUUGUUGGUGAUGAUGAUGAUCUGUUGCCGAAUCCGUUCGCACCGCAGCCAACGGCAUCUUCCGGGACCUCACAGCAGCAGCAGCAGCAGCAGCAGCAGAAACAGUUGCAACAGCAGUCCGGCUCGGUGGAGCUUGUGUCGAUGACGAGCAGCAGCAGCAGUAGUAGUAGUGGCACGAGUGGCGGGAACGAUGGUGCAACCACAACAACAACAACGACCACCUCAUCGGCAGCGUCCUCCUCCACAACCACGCUGGAGGACGAGCUGUCCAUAACGAUAAAGGAUCUAACGGAGGCGAGUGAGCACGCGAGUUCCUAUUUCGCAUCCGCGGCCAACCGGGUGGUGGAGACCACGGCCGUUGGUAAGGAAGCGGUUGAAGGUGAUAGGACAGCAAGUGGCAAUAGUGAAUCGUCCUCUUCUGUGAGUACCUCCGCGAAGGAACUGCCGGCGGAGGCACCGAUUGUGAUAUCACCUGACUCGUGCCAGGAGGAACUACCCAAGGAUCUCAGUUGUCGUAAGCGUAGUCUGUCACCUUCCCCGCGGCCCGUCUCUCACAGUUCCGAUGCGAUACAAUCUCCCCAGCCGAGUGGACUGCCGGCGGUACCACCAUCGCCGGACCUCUUCCUGCAACCUAAAUCCAUCUCAGCAUCCAGCUCGAGCAGCAGUUCCACGACUUCCAGCGUAAUAGAGGCGCUAAUGUCUCAGGCAGCGGCAGCUGUAGUAGGUGCAUCGAAGAAUGGUCGACCUUCUUCGGGGAGUGGAGCGGUUGGAGGAGGAAGUUCGAAUACAACCACCAGCACGGCCACUAGCACCAGCAGUAGUGCGGUAGCCACGACUACCACCACCAAGUCGGGCAACACACUGCAGCAGAAGGAACCACUCGAUCUUGGAAAGUGUCGAAAAUCGGCCAGCCCUACGGUGAGUUGUUCCGAGGAAGCGAAACGGCUAUCAUCAUCCUCCUCAACUGCGUCCUCUUUGUGCAGUAGUGGCGGCAAUCUUAAUGCUCACGAUGACACUAGUGAGCCGAAAGCGAAACGCAUCAAAACAGACCCCGAACAGCAGCAGCAACAGCAGCGGCCAACCAGUGGUACAGGUAAAGCGCUUUCUUCUGACACUCGAAAUAUGACGUCGACGAGUAUGGCGUCUGCAACGACAUCCAGCACAAGCGGUCCCAGCGUUGCUUCGCUCAUAAAUGCAAUGGCUGCAGGCGGCAGUGCGUCAUCGGUAACUCCUUCGUCCACGCAGACUGCGGCGGCUGCUGCGGCAGCGGCCGCCGCUGCUUACACCAACCUGAACGACUCAGCCCGCCUGGUGGAGAUGCUUACGUCGGGCAACGAUCCGGAUCCGCUUACCCAGCUCCGGCUGCUCGUCGGCAAUCCGGCGUGGAAGGUUCCCGACCCGCUACUAGUGCCAAAGGAUCGGUUAAACGCGGUGCUGGCAUCGCCGGCACGUGAAAUCCCGCUACUUCUAACGACCCGUCCCGAGCUACGGCUACCGGAAGCGUUCGCUUUCCCCAGCAUUCUGCAAGAUCCGGACAUUCUGGUGAUCUCGCUGCAGCAGCUGGAAACGAUCCUGCAAACGCAGGAAGAGCUGGUGAAGUUUAAAUCGAAGUCCACCCUGGAUGCAACGUCAGCGGUGGCCACACCGCCCACCACACCGGUGGCAAUGGCGGCUGCAGCAGCGGCCGCAGCCGCAGUCAGCAAAAAGCCGCACGCACCUGCUGCCACACCGACGCCACCCAGCCCACUGGAGACGCUAAAGCAGACGCUAUCAGCACAGGCGGCUAAACAGAAUCCGAUGAUGAGCUCGCUGCUUGCAUCCGGUCUUGCGGGAGAUAUUGAUGCGGCUACGACGGCUGCGUUCAAUCAGAUGCUGUGGUUGCCGUACCUCGGCCAGAUGGGACAGUUUGCGCCAGAUCUGCUGAAGGCGAUGAUGAAUCUUCCAAACACGGCAUCGGCGGCGACGGUAGCUGCAGCGGCAGCUGCUGUUGGCGGUGCCACUGCCGGUGGCACCAGUCUUGCCGAUAUGUUACCGUUCAUGGGUCCCCGGUUCCAGGACUUCUGUGGGUUGCCACCGGCGAGCGCGACCAGUCCACUCGACUACAAGCGACAGCUAGAGCUAGCAGUGCUGCAGGAAGCGAUGACUACCGCCAAUCUGCAGCAAAGAAAGCAACAGGAAGCGGCACAAAAAAAGGCAGCUGCUGCAGCAGCAGCCGCCGCCGCAGCAGCGGCCCACGUCGACCGUAAACCUGUGAUCGGUCCGAAAACCCUCGAGCAGCAACGUUCCGUAGCUGCCGUUACUGCAGCAGCUAACAUGUUCCAGAACCAGCAGAAGAAGGCGGCCGCAGCCGCAGCAGCCGCUGCAGCAGCCGGUAUGAUCAAUCCACUCUCGAUACCUCAGUUCAUGACACCGCCCACCAUGUCGCACGGUAGCAGUAAUCGGUACGGUGGCGGCACUGCCAGUGCCGGUGGAGGCAGCACUCGAGCAUCCGCCCAGUCCAUGCUGGCACAGCAGCAGCAACAGCACCAGCAGCAGCUACAGCAACAAAAGCAGCAAUCGUUCAGUCCGAGUGGGUUCAAGAAUAUGGCCAACCUGAUGAACCAAGCGGCAGCAGCUGCCGCAGCUUCCGGCGGACGACAGCAACACUCUUCCGGUGCAGGUUCCCAUCGUCAGCAGCUGACCGCUAUGCAGAAAGCGAAACUGCAGCAACAACAGCAACACCACCAGCAACAGCAGCAGCAGCAGCAACAGCUUCAGCACCAAGCGAACAUGGGUGCGGCGGGCAUGUUCGGUUCGGCGGCGGCCAACUCGUUCUUCAACCUUCCCACCAACUUCCAAGAGUUCCACGAGCAGCAACAGCAGCUCGCUCGGAAGCUUCAAAAAGAGCAGCUUCACCAGCAGCAGCAGCAUCAGCAGCAACAUCACCAUCACCACCAACAACAGCAGCAGCAGCAGCAACAGCAGCACUCCCAACUGCAGCAACUGCAACUUCAGCAGCAGCAACACCAACAGCUUCUCCAGCAACAGAUGCAACAGCACCACCAUCAUCAGGAAGAACAAAAGCCGCGCGUCACGUGCAAAUCGUUGAUGAAUCUGCUACAACCGGAAAAGCAACAGCAACUGCACAAACAUUCCGGUUCGGCGGGCGGUGGUGCAAACAGUGGUUCCGGUGGUGCCGCCAGUGCUUCCAGCAAGCUCGCCAACCUAAUGGCCAUCCCAGGGAUGGAUCUGUACACGGCGCAACAGCACGAACAGCUACAGCAACAAAUGUUCCUACAGCAGCAGCAGCAGCAGCAGCAGCAGCAACAGCACAACUUCCUUCAGCAACAACAGCAGCAGCAGCAUCACCUAAUGCAGUCGGGGAAUGUUGGUAGUGGUGGCAGUGGUGGCAUGCAUCAGCAGGCCAAGCUGAAGGUGAAACCCGGGCUGCACCUGCUCGAUCCGGCCGCCGUACAGAGACGGUUGCUGAAUACGGACGAGCUGGCAGAGGUGGGCAGCACCACGAACGGGCUGGACGAUACGACCGAUCUGUCAUCGCCGCUGUGGCAUCCGCUGUUCGGCAGUGCUCAAAAAGGUCUUGCGGCGGGUGUUGGUGUCACGCCAACCGGUACCAACGUUGGCAACCUGUCGGCCCUAACUGGAAGUGGUUCUUCCGGUAGCGGCACCACGGCCUCGGGUGGCAACAGCGGCGCAGGAGGCAGUGGCAGCGCUGGUGGUGGUGUGGGCAGCGGCGGCGGAGGAGGCGGAGGUGCAGGUGCAGGUGGUGGAGGUGCUAGUAGCUAUCACAGUCCAUGGCAAUGGACUACGAUUACUGCGACGGGCGAAUGACAUUAUGGGGCUCGUAAAGAGCCCGCUGUUGCUGGACCACAAUCACAAACGGUUCCACUGAAUCAACAGCACCACAGCAACAACACUUCCAGUACCAAUAGCAACAGCAACAAUAAUAGCAACAACACCAACAACAACAACAACAACAACAACAGCAACAGUAGCAACGUUGGCAGUAAUAACAAUAAUGGCGGUGGUGCCUCGAACGCGAACGCGUCCAGCCUCGGACUGGACGCGAUGAGCUCGUUUCAGGGCUCGCCGUUCGGCAACAACCUUGGCAAUCUUCUGCAGCAACAGCAAAACCAGCAACAGCAGCAACAACAGCAGCACCUUUUGCAGCAGCAACAGCAGCAACAGCUGCACAACCAGCAGCAACACCACCUGCAACAGCAGCAGCAAAACCACCACCAGCAGUCGGCCAUGAUGAACAGUGCCGCGCUGAUGCAGCAACAGCAGCAGCAGCAACAGCAACAGCAACAGCAUCUACAUCACCACCAGCAACAGCAGCACCAUCAACUGCAGCAACAGCAGCUGCAGCAGCAGCAGCAACAGCAGCAGCAGCACCAACAUCAGCAGCAGGUGCUCAGCACCGGUGGUGGACAUCACCACAGCCUAACGGCGGCCCAAAGUGCCGCCAUGAUGUCGCAGCGCAACCCGUUCGGAUUUGAUUUCAAUCACUUCCAAAGCAACUACUAAACCGGGUGCCCCGUUCAGCAAACCAGCACGGCGACGCGCUAAAUAGGGAAGCGCACUUAGCGAGAGCCUCACGGAAAGCGGCUCCUGCGGCUACUGCACAUGCAUCCCGUACGUGCCGUUCACAUCUGCGCCCAGAUGUGUCCCAUACAAAGAACAUCCAUCAGCAUCAUCCCCUCUCCCCCAUAGUAAAAUAGCACGCCGGAAUUGGAGUUGAGUUUUGCUGCCGAAUUAUCAGCAAAACCCCUCGAGCAGCGAAAACUACGCCAUCAGAAGAGAGGACACCCUGUAAACAACGCCCCGGGAACCGUUAAUUGAGGAUGGUGCAUUAAUUGCUGUCCAAUUGGCAGUUUUUUGCUGACCAAACUGAUGCUGUUACUACUGAUGUGUUAGCUGUGCGUAUCAAAAUGCGUAAAUAAAAUACCAAAAAAAGAAGGAAAACAAAAGCAACAAGUAUACCGACAAAAAAACAAUCAGAAACAGUCAAAUGUGUGGAGAGCUGAAAAGAGAGAAAAAGGAAGAAAAAAAAUCAAAAUUAGGCAAAAAAAAGUGUGUGUAAGCAACAAAAUGCUGAACGUUUUACACGUUUAUGGCACACUUGAAAGCAUCGACCGAACUCCUCGUGAAAUACAAGAAGAAAAAAAGUCCUAUUUGUGUUAAUAUGUGUGUACAUACGGUGUUGUGUGUGCCUGUGUGUGGUGUAAAUAGCAUCGAAACGGUCGAAUACAACAAGCAAAACAAAAAGGAUGGAAGAGAAGAAAACCUAAACAUUAAACAAUGGAAUGCGACCAGAGUAUACAUGUAUCAGCAGGUGUACACCGACGCGCAUUCAAAUAGCAGCACCAUUACCAGCAAUGUAAAAAAAAUGAUCGAAGAAAAGUAAAAGUGAAAACUACGCUACGUUUUUGAACCGUAGCUCUUCCACAGAUUCGAAAGUAAAACAAACAAAACGUAAUAAACAAAUACGAUACCACAAACAAUAUGUUAGAUGAAAGUUUUAGGUCAAAUUUACAUGUGAAAAAGAAAAACAAAAACAUACAAAAACACUAAAGAAGCUCAUACCCAUUCGGAAUAGCAAGAUAGCGGGAGUAUCCUCUAUCUAAGAGUUAGCAAAAAAAAAGAAACAAACAAACAGGAAAUGGAAGCAAACAACGGAAAUAUUUGAAUUUGUCCAAGACAAACGGCAAAGUAGCGAGAGGAUAGUAGAUUACCAAAAAGACACACACACACGAAUAGUAUGCUGCUCGAACAUGUCUCGAUGUGUUGUUUGUAUCCUAGAAACCGACAGAGCGAGCACUACUUGAUUGCCGACCCAGCCAAACAGAUCAGACAGACAAGAAAGAAAGGCCCCCCUGGAUGAAGUACUUACUGAACGGAAAGUAAGCGAAUCGAGCCCGAUAGACCAAAUAGUAAUGUGUAAAUAAGGGAUGGCGUGUAAGCUCAUCCCCGCAGGCCUUUCUUCUAAGUACAGUGAGCCGAACGUGGAACGCGUGAAGUUAUCUAAGUUAUUCCCUACUUCUCCUUAUCCUAUGUUAUCAGUAUCCACUUUAGCUUCCUUUAAAUGGCUUUCCGUGCUCUGUUAAAAAUUCUGAAAUCGUUACGGUUCCGUUUUUCAACUCAAAAAUACAAUAAUAUAUAUGUAUAGUUUACCAGUAUAAUAAAGGUUGAAGGGGAAAAAACGCCGGAAUCCUAGGCGCGCAUCCUCCUUUUGCCGUGAUCGCGAGCCGCCGUUGGUCGUAUAGAUUUCCAAUUGAUCAUUUCCCGUCGUACGCUUACCGGAAGCUUGUUAUACCAAUUUUUCCUUAGACUGAAAACCCCGGGUGUGGUGUGUGUUGAGCCAUCGAGAGAGAGAGAGAGAGAGAGAGAGAGAGAGAGAGAGAGAGAGUGAGAAAACAAGAGACAGAGAUCGGUAGGGUGGUAUAAUAAUUUAUUCGUAACUGCUACUUCUGCAAGGAAAACGAAGAAGAAGAAAAAACCGCCGGACGUACGCGAUCCGUCGGACGAUCCUCAAAAGGGGAGGAAAAACAAAAAGAUUAAAUCUAAAUCUGUUUCUAGUGAAAUUAGCCGUAGUUAAAGUGAAAUUUUAAACAAACGAAAAGCCUACCCUACCAUCUCUCAAUGCAAAUAGGGUGAAUUUGUCGGACACUAAGGACACAAUACAAAGACAAGCACACACACACACACACAUAGACGCGCACACCAUUCCUUUUCAAAGAAAGAGCGCGAAAGCUGCUCUUUGAACUUUGAAACUUUCUACCAACAAGUGGUGGUUGCUGUGUAAUGCCCCUGCUCUAGGUGCAGGUGUACGUAUGUGUAUGUAUGUGUUGUAGUGUAUGUAUGAAUGUAUGUAUGUGUGUGCGUGUGUGUAGUAAGGACUACCAAAAAAAAGAAAUAUGUGAAAAGAAAAGUCAGCCCAAUACAAAGUUUCACGAACCGGGCGGACUAAAGCCUAGUAGAGGUUGGAUAUAAAGGACACACCACAACCAACUGGGUGUGUGUGUGUGUGCACGUUACGAGUCGAAUAAGUAUAACAAUUUGUUUUUAAUUUUAACGAACUGUGAUGUAAAAAACAUAUUUAUUUAUAUUUAAAUACAACUACACGACGGCGCACUAACAACACUAUACUAGGGCGCCUGCGCCUCUAAUACUUGCGCUCUUCGAACAGCCCCGGGCCCAAUUAGGCAGGAGCUUUGAAACCCAGCAAAAGGAUACGGGACAGCCCGCGUGUUGAAGAAAAGAAAAAGACGGAAAUUUAUGUGUGUGUGUGUGUGUGUGUGUGUGUGUGUGUGUAAUACUGUGUCGAUCGGAGGUGAUCGAUCCCUCGCUUGUGGAACGGUGUGCAAACGGAAUUGUCUCUUUAUAAAAGGAUCCUGCAAGAAAAAUACGCUGGAAUAUAAAAAUAGAAACCUGAGCAUAAAUAUGGAACUGGUGAUCGAACCAGCAAGAGGAAAGUAGCAUGCUGCAGGGUGUGUCCUAUGUAACAUGUGUAAUGUAAAGCUAAUAUAGUGAAAACGGAAAAAACCGCAACAAGAAACUCGUCCUGUGCAGGCCAAAAGAGGGGGAAAAAACAAACCAGACAAGCACACACACACACACACAUAAAAAAAGCUCCCGCAUACACCUUCCUGAAGAUAUGAAUAAAUAAUCCCCCAAUGUGUAUAGUUGUAACGGUGUAAUACUUCCCGGCAGUGGUCGCGCAGCUUCCUUGCGGCUGCUGGAACGAAACAAAAUCAAGUACCGUAUAAUGGCAGUUUAGAACGAAAUAAACCAACACACUGAACAUACAACUGCAGCUGGAAUCUGUAUUGCUCUGAAGUUGAGAAGAAAGUCGCUGCGCUUACUAACCGACAGCAGCGCAGGUCAGUCGGUCAGAGUCCGCCCGUCCUUGGUUGCAGCGUGUUUAGUGCUCCAACAGUUGAUGUGGAAUUGAAGGAACAAAUUUGGGGCACCUACGAUGAGACAAUAGAGAAAAGUCCCGCUUCCUCCUUAUAUUGACGAACCUAGCUGUGGUGUACCUCAAAUAGGUGGUAUAAUGAUUUCCAUUUUUGUUUCUGUCUGAUGGAUGAAGUUGACUAUGCUUUAUAGGGUUUAAUUUAAAACAGUUGUGCUCUUAUUUGGAAUGGUGCGAAAAAAAAAAAACAACCAAACAGUACAGAACAGAAAGGGGAAGAAAACCGAGACCAAAUAUGUUUUGAAGCAAAAGGAUGAAAAUGUCUAUCAGGAUGUAUAAAAGUUAAAACAUUACACACACACAGGAUCGGAUAGGAAGGAUGCCUAGUAAGAAGAACAAUAUCGAAAUCAACCCAACAAAAGCAUCUUAUUAAGCGAAGCUACCGAAAAACCAUCACUAUUAGAACAAAUCAAAAGCAAAUAAAAUACCUGGCGCGCAGCAGCUGCUAAGACGUGUAAGAGUCUUUUGAGAGGAGGUGAAACUAAAUUAAAAAAAAACUAGAACAAAGAAAACAUUAUCCCAAAUCACUCUUAGAAAACCGAACCUAGUGUAAAAGAGGAGUAAAUAACGAAGCAUAACAUCAUUUCAGAGAAGAAAAUAACAUAACACAUAACUCAGAAGCGAAGAGCGAGACAGGAAAACACAAAACUAAA